GGGAGAGAACAAGGUUACAGUCAAAAUUAUCAACUGAGAGCCCUAUUCUGAAUACCAGAAUAGGAUGUCAACAAAUUAGAACAUGUUUUCAAGACUGAAAGGACACCCUAGAGGACACUUUAUCAUGUUUUCUCCACAGUAAGGACAGACAAAAAAAAAUGCCUUAAAUGUUUCAAUAAUGAAAAGAGGAAUCUUGCAUAUUUUCAUACUUCUGCACGUUUGGCCAAUGCAGGGUACCCCCAGGGUUCUCAAAGUGAAAUUUAAGAGUUUUUAAGGUAAUUUUCAUUUUUCCCAUCUGCAACAUUUGGGACAGUUUUUCAAAGACUGCCACUGCAGAGUGCACACACAUGCAUGACAGGACCAACAGAGUCUAAGUUUCAGACAUUAAAAAUCCGAAUACCAAGUGACAGGCUCAGUUACAACUCUCUUGGGGGUUCAGACAGCAAUACCUGUACCGAGCUGCACUCUAUCCACCAUCCCCUCUUCCUCCUGAAGAAAAAAUUCAGCUAAUCUACAUGUAAUCUGAACUACAUCACAUCAGAAAUGAUAUGAUACAUGCGAAACACACAAAUGUAGCAUAUCCGGGGUUUGCAGAAAUAUACAAUGCCAACAUUUUGCCAAAUAAUGCCAAAGACAGCUGACAGGAGGGAAAAGACCCCAAAGGUGCUGGCAUGGGCUAGCAACCCAUGGUAGCAGUGGUGAGGCCUAGCAGCCUUAUUACAACCAAAAUUAGCUACAGCCAACAUAGGGAAAAUACCUCAAGAGUCAGCGAGAGCAGGGGUGGAAGAUGACUCACAGGUGGAUUACACGGUAACAGACAUUGGAACGGACACGACUAUGCAUUGGAUCUGUGACUCAGUGAAGGAUAGGGGCACGGACCUAUCCACCAGGGCUAGAAUUAGCAGCACUCAGGGCAAGGCGAGCGCAUCUGUAGAGGAUAAAAGUAGCACAGUUGAGAACAAGAUGCUUCAGGUUUGUCCUUGUGGCUGGCAGAAAGUAACAUCAGUAAAAGGCCUCAGAACUCAUCAGGGAAAGAAGAAGUGUGUGGCAAAGAAAGGGCAAAGUAGCCGCAUUGAUCAGUACUUCCUAAGAAGUCAGUCGAGUCAGUCGGAUGAAGUCCAGCGGCAGGUAGAAAACCACAGUUCGCAGGAUAUCAGUAACGCUGCCACUGAGGAGGAGGAGGAGGGGGUAGUAAGAGAGGAUGCAGGUGACACUGAGGCCAGUAUGCCAGUCAGAGAGAGAACCAUGGAGCAAAAGGUUAGAGUUAGAUGGCCUAGGGCAAAUGACAGUAAAGAAUGGGAGAUAGUUAAUAGAGAUUUGUCAGUAAUCUUAAGUAGGCUUAGAGGAAAUGCAAUAGAAAGGUUAGAAAAGAUGGGAGAUAUAAUUUACUCAUAUGGUGUAGAGAGGUUUGGGUUGCAUGAGAGAAAGAGGAGUGAGAGGGUACAGUCAGGUAAAUCUAGGCGGCAAAGAGAAAUAGAGGAGCUAGUCAAGGAAAGGAGACAGUUAAGAAAGGUGUGGAGAAAGGCUACAGAAGAAGAAAGGGAGGGAAUUAAGGUGUUGCAAGAGGAGUUGAGAAGCAGGCUAGCAGUUCUUAGAAGGGCAGAGCAUCUCAGGAAAAAGAGGAGGAAGAAGGAACAUGUAAGGACAGGUUUUUUCAGGGACCCUUUUAAGUUUGUUAAAGGAUUGUUCAGCCAGGAAAAGGGAGGGCAGCUCAAAGCAGAAAGGCUAGAGGUUGAAGAAUAUUUGAGAAAUACAUAUUCAGAUUUAGAGAAGAAUAGGAUAGUAGGUUUCCCACCCGAUAUCCCUCCAUUAGAAGGGAUAGAGCAUGAGAUGGAUGUCAGACCACCUAGGUGGAAGGAAGUUCAGGAGGUGGUCAGGCGUGCAAAGGCUUCUUCGGCCCCAGGGCCUAAUGGAGUCCCCUACCGGGUUUAUAAAAGUGCGCCUGAUACCCUUAAAUUUUUAUGGAAACAGCUAAGAAUAGUUUGGGAGAAGCAAAUUAUACCAAGAGCAUGGCGUAGGGCAGGGGGUGUCCUCAUUCCUAAGGAGAAGGAGUCUGUGGACCUUAGCCAGUUCCGGAUGAUUUCUCUCUUGAAUGUAGAGGGGAAGAUUUUCUUUAGUGUAGUUGCGCAGAGAUUAGCUAGCUACUUAGAAAGGAAUAGCUUAAUAGAUACCAUGGUGCAGAAGGCAGGAAUACCAGGUUUUUCAGGGUGUUUAGAGCAUACUAGCAUGAUCUGGCACCAGAUUCAGGCAGCGAAGAUUAAGAAAAGGGACCUGCAUGUAGUAUUUUUAGAUCUUGCAAAUGCGUUUGGUUCAGUACCGCAUAGCCUCAUUUGGAGUGCGUUUGACUACUUCAGAGUGCCACAGGUAGUUGUUAACUUAGUGAAAGCAUAUUUUCAGGAUAUUAGGCUGUGUCUAAGUACAGCAGGUUUCACAACAGGUUGGCAGAGGCUAGAAAUAGGCAUCAUGGCAGGGUGUACAAUUUCUCCAUUAGCAUUUACUAUGGCAAUGGAAGUAAUCAUCAGGGCUUCUAAGUGGGUGGUAGGUGGAGAGAGACGGCAGAAUGGGUUGCAUUUUCCACCAGUUAGGGCUUACAUGGAUGACAUGACACUGGUGACCACAACAAUGCCAUGUACAAAGAGGCUACUAGAGAAGGUAAAUAAGAACCUCAAGUGGGCCAGCAUGAAGAUCAAGCCUAGUAAGUCUAGAAGCAUCUCGAUACGUAGAGGGAAGUUAAGUGACAGGAAGUUUGUCAUAGAUGAUGAGGAAAUCCCAACAAUUAGGGAAAAGUCAGUAAAGAGCUUAGGUAGGUGGUACAAUGUAGUUGAAUGAUAAGGAACAGGUGGUGAAAUUUAGAAAAGAUGUGGCAGAAGGAUUGGAUAGAAUAGAUAAAUCAAAACUUCCAGGAAAGUUGAAGUUGUGGUGUUUGCAAUUUGGGCUAUAUCCUAGGUUAAUGUGGCCACUGUCAAUUUAUGAAAUUCCAUUAUCCAUUGUGGAGAGAAUUGAAAGGUCGGUUGGCUCCUAUAUUAGGAAGUGGGUGGGCGCUCCCAGGUGCCUAAGUAGUGUUACAUUGUAUGGAAAAGGGAUACUUCAGCUGCCAGUAUCUAGUUUAACAGAGGAAUUUAAAUGUACCAAGGUCAGGACAGAGCUCUUGUUAUCUGGGAAUAAGGACGUGGUAGUUAGGAGUGUGGUUCCAAAUCCAACCAAGGGGAGGAAGUGGAACCCAAGAUCAGCAGUUCAGGAGGCAGAGGCAGCUCUUAGGCAUGCAGAGAUUGCAGGUAAUGUUCAGUUUGGCCAGGGAGGCCUGGGGCUUGGCUCAGGCAAACCGGUAUGGAAUAAAGCAGGUCCCAAAGAUAAAAGAAAGCCGGUUGUGGAACAGAUACGUAGACAGGAGGAGAUAUUAAAGGGUGCAAAGGUAGUGGCCCAGGCUAAACAGGAACAGUGGUUGAAGUGGGAAAGUGUAGAGAAGAGGAAGCUUAGUUGGA
This is a messenger RNA of Epinephelus moara (kelp grouper), 3482 nucleotides long. RefSeq lists its product as uncharacterized. The record is from RefSeq and is a predicted model, not a curated record. The transcript is spliced from 2 exons. Lineage: Eukaryota; Metazoa; Chordata; Actinopteri; Perciformes; Serranidae. Bases 838 to 2829 code for a protein of 663 amino acids.